CCAGUUUUCGCUCCGGCUGCCCGGGCGCCACAAGGACAGCAGCAGGUCUCCUCGCCACGUCUGCCAGCGCAAGUGGCACCAUGACGCCAUGUUGGGCUGCCCUCUGGGAUCAGCAGGAGCAGCAGGUGGCAACUCCAGCCUCCUGCCGUGCUUCUGGCUCAGUGCGACGAUCUGUGGCCAUGCUGCCAUUCGGCGAAGCUGCAGAAGCUGCUCGACGCCUGAGAAUCGCACGCAGCAGCACAACUGGCGUCAUUGAGGAGGGAAUGUAUGUGCCCCGACCUGCCGGCGUGCUGCCCUUCGGCGACGCUGCGGUGGCUGCUCGAUGCCGGAGAAUCGCACGCAGCAGCACCGCCGCGAGCACCGCUCACUUCGCCACGUGCAUCGCAUGCUGCAGCUGCUGCGCAUCCAGCUGACCAGUGUUGCCGAACAAAGUCACGUGGGCUACUCUUUCCCUAGAAAGAGUACGCGUGCCUGGCCACGAAGUUUAUGUUAUCGCUUUUGCUUUCGGGAUCCGUCACUUUUUGUUCUACUACUUCUUUUAUAUAACAAUAAAUAUAGUUUUGAUUGUCUACUCGCGUUGCGUCUACGCUAAAACGCUGUCGUUAUGCGAGAAGAGAUGAUUUCAAGCUGUGCCGAAG
Molecule: messenger RNA, 638 nt
Organism: Dermacentor andersoni
Lineage: Eukaryota; Metazoa; Arthropoda; Arachnida; Ixodida; Ixodidae
Source: RefSeq, a predicted model, not a curated record